AACAGUUUGAGUAUGUGGAAUGAAUCAUUCGGUUACCUAAACUUUAAAUUAGACAGUGUUAAAUGAUUGUUACUAUAAUAGAAUAUUGAAAGAAAAUUGAUUUGUAUUUUUGUAAUGUUCCUUCACACUUAAUGUUUGAAGUUUAUAUUUCAAAUUGAACAUUAGUCAUGAUUAAGGCUAUUUUAGUGUUUAACAAUCAUGGAAAACCUAGGCUUUCGAAGUUUUACCAAUAUUUCAAUGAAGAUAUGCAACAGCAGAUAAUAAAAGAAACGUUUCAAUUGGUUUCAAAGAGAGAUGACAAUGUCUGCAAUUUUUUAGAAGGUGGAAGUUUAAUUGGUGGAUCCGAUUACAAGCUGAUUUAUCGACACUAUGCUACAUUAUAUUUUGUAUUCUGCGUUGACAGUUCAGAGUCAGAAUUAGGAAUAUUGGAUUUAAUACAAGUGUUUGUUGAAACGUUGGAUAAAUGUUUUGAAAAUGUAUGUGAACUUGAUCUUAUCUUUCAUGUAGAUAAGGUUCAUUACAUACUAAAUGAAUUAGUAAUGGGUGGAAUGGUCUUGGAGACGAAUAUGACUGAAAUACUUACACGAAUUGAGGAUCAGAAUAAAUUGGAAAAACAAGAGGCAGGAAUCACAGCAGCGCCGGCGCGUGCUGUUUCUGCUGUCAAGAAUAUGAAUAUACCGCAACAAAUAAAGGACAUGAAGUUACCUGAUCUGCCGCAAGCUAUAAAAGAUCUGAAAUUCUGACCAGCCGUUACUUCGUUGGCUCCAAGCUGACUUGUUUCAACCACAAUUACAAUUUCAACUGACGUUAGAACGAUCUUUUCCUUCUCUUUAAGAAAACGACAAUACACCAAUACUAUCCACAGAUAUCUCAAUGGUACCGAACAUACGAAAAAGAAGGUUGUUCACAAUGAAGAUCUAUGUAUAUUAUGAAAUGUGAUGAAUCAAUUAUAUUUGUCUUGAGAAACAUGAAUUAUCUAAAUCAUAUGUUCAAUAUAUUACAUAUAACGAAACAAUUGAACUGAAAAUAUAUCAA
Ceratina calcarata is the source of this 1035-nucleotide messenger RNA. RefSeq names its product AP-3 complex subunit sigma-2 or. Gene Ontology annotation, cellular component: AP-3 adaptor complex; membrane coat. Gene Ontology annotation, biological process: intracellular protein transport; Golgi to vacuole transport. Bases 168 to 743 code for a protein of 191 amino acids. Lineage: Eukaryota; Metazoa; Arthropoda; Insecta; Hymenoptera; Apidae. The record is from RefSeq and is a predicted model, not a curated record. The transcript has 3 exons.